Molecule: messenger RNA, 2354 nt
Organism: Anneissia japonica
Lineage: Eukaryota; Metazoa; Echinodermata; Crinoidea; Comatulida; Comatulidae
Product: zinc finger protein 345-like
Exons: 4
Coding region: 168-1943 (591 amino acids)
Source: RefSeq, a predicted model, not a curated record
GAACCAGUCGAAUACCCAUAGUUUACUGUGCUAUACUGUGUCAUGAAGAUUUGUUUUUUUUUCCCGAUUGCUUGAUCUGCCGUAAAUGAUCAAUUACAUUUUAUCUACAAUUGAAAAUAGGUUUUGACACUGUUUUCAGAUAUACCAAUCGGAAUUUACGGCCAUUAAUGAUGUCAGCUGAUAACACACAUGAGAAAAAUGUCAAUUAUGGAUGCGAUGAACUAGAAGGUGAUUAUGAUUAUUACGGUAGUACAAAGGACCACUCGGAAAAGAACAAUGAAGAGAUGAAGUAUAAAUGUGAACAUUGUGGAGACAAAUUUGAUUUAAUUACUUUGAAAUCACAUUUGGGAAUCUCAACAGAAGCAGAAUUCCAAUGUGAACAAUGUGGAAUGAAAUUUACAAACAAAAGCAAUUUGAAUACACACCUAAAUACACAUAAGGGAGAAAAAGAAUUUACGGACAAUAUUCAUGGACAUUUGCGGGUACAGAGAUGUAAAAAACCAUACGAAUGUGAACAGUGUGGAAAAAUAUUCAGUAGAAGUACUGAUUUGAGAAGGCAUUUCAGGGUGCAUACAGGUGAGAGACCAUAUGAAUGUGAACAUUGUGGAAAGAAAUUUAAGGACAGCAGUCAUUUGAAAGUACAUUUGCAGGUACAUACAGGAGAACGACCAUUUGAAUGCGAGGACUGCGGAAAGAAAUUCAAUAUACGUAGCGAUUUGAGAAGACAUUUUAUGAUACAUACAGGGGAGAGACCAUUUGAAUGUGAACAUUGUGGAAAGAAAUUCAACAGAAGUGGUCAUUUGCGAAGACAUAUGAAAGUACACCCAACAGAGACCAUAUUAAUAAGGUAUCAGUGUCGGCAUCCUUUUCAGUUAUACAGUGUGAAUUCUACGAUGUCUACUGGUAAUAAUACACAGGAGAACAAUGUGGAUGAUAGCAGUGAAUUUGAUGGAAAUUAUGAGCAAAGUAGCAAAUCAAAGAUAUUGGAAAAGAACAAUGAAGAGAUGAAAUUUAAAUGUGAACAUUGCGGAGAUAAGUUUGAUUUAAUUACUUUGAAAACACAUCUGGGAAUAAGAACGGAUGAUCAACGAUAUGAAUGUGAACAUUGUGGAAAGAAGUUUAAAAAUCGUAAAUGUUUAAAAAUACAUUUGAGGAUACAUACAGGCGAGACUCCGUAUGAAUGCGAACAUUGUGGAAAGAGGUUUAAUUUUGUCAGCUUUUUGAAAACUCAUUUGAGAAUACAUACUGGAGACACACCAUAUGUAUGUGAACAUUGUGGGAAAAGAUUUACAUACAAUAGUGCUUUGAAAAGACACUUGAGGAUACAUACAGGAGAAACACCAUAUGAAUGUGAACAUUGUGGAAAGAAGUUUAAAGACGGCAGCUCUUUGCAAAGACAUUUGAAGACACAUACUGGAGAGAGACCAUAUGAAUGUGAACAUUGUGAAAGGAAAUUUACAAAAAAUAAUGACUUGGCAGCACAUUUGAGGAUACACAGUGGAGAGACACCAUUUGAAUGUCAACAUUGUAGGAAGAGGUUUUAUCACAGAAGCUCUUUAAGAAGACAUCUAAGGAUUCUUGCAGAAGAGACAACAUAUGAAUGUGAACAUUGUGGAAAAAACUUUACAAAAAGUAGUAAUUUGGAAGCACAUAUGUUGACCCAUACAGGAGAAAAACCAUAUGAAUGUGAACAUUGUGGAAAAAAGUUUAAGGACAGUACCACAUUAAAAAAUCAUUUGAGGAUACAUACAGGAGAGAGACCAUAUAAAUGUGAACAUUGUGGAAAAAAAUUUAAAUAUAAUAGCACUUUGAAAAAUCAUUUGAGGAUACAUACAGGAGAGAGACCAUAUGCAUGUGAGCUUUGUGGAAAGAAAUUUAUUAAAAAAUAUAAUUUGUCAGAGCAUUCAAGGAUACAUAGGAUAGAGCUUUCAAAUAUACAAUAAGCAUUGUGGAAUGAGAUUUAUGAAAAAUAUAAAUUUCACAGUGCAGGAGCGAGAGAGAGAGUUCAUGUGAACAUUAUGGAAAAAUGCGUAUUGCUAAUGUUGCCAUGCUGUUAUACGAAUGGUAAACUAGAGUACCGUAGCGCGACAGACACUAAUAUAAAGAUUGUGGAAAAUGUGUAAAGGAUAUAAAUAAUAAUUAGAUAAUUUCAACAGCACAUAAUUUUGGUAACACUAAUACAGUAACACUAUACAAAUGUGAACACUGGGAAGGUAUAAAGAUGUGAUAAAUAUUUAGAAAGACAUAAUCUUGUGGGUUAUUAUUUCGGAAUUGUGGAAAGAAGAUUAAUGUGAUAGUGCUUUGAAAUGGAGAACAGAAAUUGAAUUAAAAAGAAAUGAAAGAUUUAUAUGAAA